Ricinus communis (castor bean) is the source of this 3184-nucleotide messenger RNA. Its product is annotated as probable leucine-rich repeat receptor-like protein kinase At1g35710. The transcript has 2 exons. The record is from RefSeq and is a predicted model, not a curated record. NCBI's taxonomy places the organism in Eukaryota, Viridiplantae, Streptophyta, Magnoliopsida, Malpighiales, Euphorbiaceae. Bases 162 to 2978 code for a protein of 938 amino acids. Gene Ontology annotation, biological process: protein phosphorylation. Gene Ontology annotation, molecular function: protein binding; ATP binding; protein kinase activity.
AAAUUCUUGCAUCUAAUCUCACUAAGAUAUUGACAGUCUCAAUCUCUAUAUGUUUCAGUUUUUUAAAUCCUGAUCUAGAUCAACUAUAUACUUUCUUGGAGAAUCUUGCUUUGAUCUCUCUCUCUCUCUCUCUCUCUCUCUAUAUAUAUAUAUAUAUAUAUAUGAAGAACACCAUGUUUCUGAAAGCUUUCUCACCCCUUCUUCUUCUUCUUCUCAUGAGCUUGAUUGUUGAUUCUUAUGUUCAGCUUGUUUCCGCUAUAAAUCAUCAAGAAGUUGAAAUGGAAGCAUUACUCAAAUGGAAAAGAAGCCUUAGUGACCAAACUCAGUAUGUUCUUUCUUCAUGGACUUUUGUUUCCAGGAAUACCAGCGGCACUGCCAUUAGUCCAUGCUCUUCAUGGCUUGGUAUCAGCUGCAAUGUGGCUGGAAGUAUCGCCAGGAUAAACUUAACAAGUGUCGAAUUACAAGGUACGCUUGAUGCCUUCAACUUCUCAUCAUUGCCUAAUCUAUCUUCUCUUGACCUCCAUGACAAUGAACUCACUGGAAAAAUCCCUCCUCAAAUCAGUAACCUAUCCAAGCUUACCAUUCUUAAUCUGGGUUACAAUGAAUUCCACGGAUAUAUUCCUGAAGAAGUAGGAACCAUGACAGAACUCAAUGUUCUGAGCUUGUCUAGCAACUUUCUUUCAGGGUCUAUUCCUGCCACUAUUGGAGAUUUGACCAACCUUUCCGUUCUAAACCUUGGCAACAAUGGUUUAUCUGGCUCAAUUCCAUCACAACUUGGAAAGUUGAAAUCUCUUUCUGAGCUUCGCCUCAACUUAAACAACCUUACCGGUUCAAUCCCUCCUUCCAUAGGUUAUCUGAUAGACCUUAAGGUUUUAUCACUCUAUGGAAAUCAAUUGUCCGGUCCACUUCCUCAAGAGAUCAAUAAACUUGUUAACUUGACAUUGUUCUUCUUGUCAAACAAUAGCAUUUCUGGUUUCUUGCCAGAAAACAUUUGCUACGGUGGCAUACUGGAGGAUUUUUGUGCAAGUAACAAUAGAUUCACAGGUGCUGUUCCUGAAGGCCUGAAAAACUGCACAAGCUUGACUAGACUUCGACUCGAUAGGAAUAAUCUCGCUGGUAAUAUAUCUAAGGAUUUUGGGAUAUAUCCAAAACUUGAUUAUGUAGACUUGAGCUAUAAUAAUUUUUGCGGGGAGGUUUCGCCAAAUUGGGGAAAGUGCAAAGUUCUGACUAGUCUAAAAAUCUCCAACAAUAAUAUCACAGGUGUGAUACCAACAGAGCUUGCAGACUCGACACUUCUACAUUUUAUGGACCUUUCUUCAAAUAACCUUGAAGGGCAGAUACCCAAAGAGUUGGGGAAAUUGGAGUCACUGUUCAAUCUGACACUGAGCAACAACAAUCUUUCUGGCGAAAUUCCUCCAGAGCUCGGAACGUUGCCUGAUCUUGCUUAUCUUGAUCUGGCAGCAAACAGUCUAAGUGGAAUCAUACCCAAACAACUUGGUGAUUGCUCAAAACUGUUGUUCUUGAACUUGAGCAACAACAAUUUUCGUGAAGGCAUUCCGGUUGAGCUUGGGAAGUUGGUGUCACUGCAAGUUCUACUAGAUCUUAGUAGAAAUUCACUUUCUGGUGAAAUUCCAUUGCAACUUGGAAACCUAAUCAAAUUGGAAGUAUUGGAUGUCUCUCACAAUGACCUGACAGGUUCAAUUCCAUCCACUUUCAAGCAACUGCAAAGUCUGAGACUUAUUGAUCUCUCCUACAAUGAGUUAGAGGGUCCAAUUCCUGACAGUAAACCAUUUCAAGAAGCACCAUCGGAAGCAUUUACGCACAACAAGGGCUUGUGUGGCAACUACACCGGCUUGGAAAUUUGUCUUCCUUCUCCUUCCAACAAUGGGAAAGACCAUCCCCAUACACUAAUUCUGAUUCUUCUACCUCUUUCUGCAGCAGUACUCCUACUCCUCACAAUCAUUCUAAUUGGCGUGGCAUGCAUCCUGAAGAAAGGGAGGAACAAAGUAAGCAAUAAUUUCAUGGUUUCACAGCAUUCAGAUUUGUUUGCAAUAUGGAGUUACGAUGGGAAGUUAGUCUAUGAAGACAUUAAAGUAGCAACAGAAGGUUUCAAUGCCAAGUAUUGCAUUGGUGUUGGAGGAUAUGGAAGUGUUUAUAAAGCCAAGCUAUCAACAGGUCAGGUUGUAGCAGUGAAGAAGCUUCACCCUUUUCAUUGUACCAAGCUUGAAGAUCGAAAGACUUUCGAGAGUGAAAUUCAGGCAUUGGCUAAAAUUCGUCACAGAAAUAUUGUCAAGCUGCAUGGUUUCUGCUUGCAAGUUCAACAACCAUUUCUAGUCUAUGAGUACUUGGAGAAGGGAAGUUUAGCUAAGAUCUUGAGCAAUGCAGUGCUAGCAAAACAGUUGGAUUGGUGUAAGAGAAUCAAUGUUGUUAGAGGGGCUGUCAAUGCUCUCUUUUACAUGCAUCAUGACUGCAAUCCACCUGUAAUUCAUCGUGACUUAUCAAGCAACAAUAUCCUGCUAGAUGAAAACUAUGAAGCUACUGUUUCUGAUUUUGGCACUGCUAGACUCAUAAAGCAGGAUUCAUCUAACUGGACAGGUCUUGCAGGAACAUAUGGAUACAUUGCACCAGAGCUUGCAUACACAAUGAAGGUUACAGAGAAAUGUGAUGUUUACAGUUUGGGAGUGGUGACACUUGAAAUAAUAAUGGGGCAUUAUCCUGGGGAACUACUCUCUUCCUCAGGAUUGAAUGCUCAUAACAUCCUCUUGAAAGAUAUAUUAGACAGGCGUCUGCCAGCUCCUGCUCUUGAAUUAGCUGAUAAAAUUGUCACAAUCAUCAGGUUAGCAUUUACCUGCAUCAAUGCUAACCCAAGGAAUAGGCCAUCAAUGCAACAAGUUUCUCAAGAGCUGUCCACCAGAAGGCUUCCUCUGUCAGAGUCGAUGCAGACACUUACUUUAGGAAAUGUUUUGCUUGUAGAGUAGCCUGAAUUAUAGUCACAGAAUACCACUCUUUAACAGCUUUUAUGUGUAUCCCAUGUGAAUGGAAGUAAAAUAAGACAAUAUGCUCAAUGAUGAAGCUGAGUAGAAACCACAACAGUUUUUCAUCAUCUUAAAUAGGCUUAAUUGCUAAAUAAAUCCUGUAAUUUGGACUUGUUUUCAAAUUUACUAUUUAAUUUUCAAGUUUUCAA